Molecule: messenger RNA, 2883 nt
Organism: Bombus pyrosoma
Lineage: Eukaryota; Metazoa; Arthropoda; Insecta; Hymenoptera; Apidae
Product: deubiquitinase DESI2
Exons: 7
Coding region: 533-1174 (213 amino acids)
Biological process (GO): protein deubiquitination
Molecular function (GO): deubiquitinase activity
Source: RefSeq, a predicted model, not a curated record
CUAGACAAAUGCCAUUCGUUUCUAAUUAUAAACAAUUUGUCUAAAUUCCUUUAAAACAUCUUUAAUGUUAAUGUUUAUUAUGUGCAUUUAAUUAAGUUUGUGAUUAAAAAUACGCAAUGAAUAGUUAAGAUACAUAAUUACAGAUUUCAAGAAGGAUUUUGUUGAUAAUUUAGUACACUUCAAGUGAGGAAAGACUUCUUAUUGACAUAAUGUGUGCUAUUUGCACGUAAUUUUUACGAAUUUCAGUUAUUAAAUCUAUGUUAUUAAAUUUUCAUAAGAACUUAAUAAGCGUUAUUGACAUUUCAAGAAGAUCGUUAAUUUAUUGCGAGUAUACUUACUUGUAAUUUUGUGCAAUGUCUUUCUGCAAUAUUUAACAUCAACAAUUCUUUCAAGAAAAUUUGGAGAUUAACAUGUACUGAACUAUUCUGUGACAAAUUAUAAAGAAAUGUGAUAGUGCUGAAAUCUCGACUUUUUUAGGUGCGUUGGAACAUAGGUAGUGCUGCUGUUCAUCUCUUCAAGUAUAGGUAUCUCUAUGAUGUUUUCGUCAGGUCUUAGCUGCAAUCUAUCCUUUCCUAGUUGUCUGGGUUAUCCACAGGAUAACGAAGAAUUAAUACCAAAAAUGGCUAGAGAGCCAAUAAUUCUUAAUGUUUAUGAUAUGUAUUGGAUAAAUGAAUAUACUACUCCAAUUGGAUUGGGUGUAUUUCAUUCAGGAGUUGAAAUAUAUGGAACAGAAUAUGCAUAUGGAGGUCAUUCUAAACCAAUUUCUGGAAUUUUUGAAAUCACACCAAGAGUUGCCGAAGAAUUAGGGGAGCAAUUUAGAUAUAGGCAAUCAGUACACAUUGGAUAUACAGAUUUCACAGAAGAAGAUGUAACUAGGAUCGUUACUGAAUUAGGAAAAGAUUUUAGGGGUGAUCGUUACCAUUUAAUGAAUAAAAAUUGUAAUCAUUUUAGUAGUCAACUUACACUUAUUUUGUGUGGUCAAGAAAUACCGGGUUGGGUAAAUCGCCUUGCAUAUUUCAGUUCUUGUGUACCAUUCCUUCAACGUUGUCUACCAAAGGAAUGGCUAACGCCCGAUGCACUUCAACAUUCUCUGAAUCAAGUCAGCCAUGAAAGUACAUCCUCUGAAAGAGUUACACCAUUUAGAGAGUUUAUGCGCAAAGGAAGUUUAUCGUGACAGUAACUAUAUCGCCAAGACCAUGGAAUCCGAGAAACAAAACCGUCAAGAUGAGGUACAAAUUUCAUAUUGUACACUAGAAUUCCAGUGGUGAUUUAAUAAUACUGAAAAAAUGCCUUUCUUGCAACAUGUCGUCUUUUAAAUUCUGGACGGCAGUAUACAAUGUCGCGUGUGUUCUUUGUUGUAUCACACAAUCGAAAUUUAAUAGGUAUACACUUAAUAGAUAAUUACGUAUAAAACAAAGGCAUAAAGAGACUGGAACGUAUUCAUUUAUUAGUUAAUCACAUUAAUUUUUUAAGAAAUUUUUUGUAAAUUAGAUUUUAUACAUGUAAUAUCUUUCAUUUCAAAUCGUAUUUCAAAAUUAAUAUUUGUAAAACAUACAAUUCGUUCACAUUAUAUUUUAGUAUUACCCAGUGAUGUUUUUCUAAACAUUCAAUAACCUGGUUUACUUGGACAUUAUAAUUAUGUUAUGUAUACAUGCGACACCUCUCUGUACAGCUGCCAUUAAUAUUGUUAGGAAAUUUAAAUGAAGAAUGAAUGUAAUAUACAUAUAAUAUAUAUAUAUAUAUAUAUAUAUAUAUAUUAACAUUCAUAUAAAAUAAAUAAAUUACGAAUAACUUACUUUUCAUCUAUGAUUUAAUGAAAAUAUGUUUUGUGCAAAUACUUUUAUACGGAACAUAUUUAUAAUUUUAUAAUUAAAAUAUUGAGUCAACAGUUUUUCACUAUAUGGAUAUCACAUUCCACAAAGGUGAUUUUGAAUUUUGCACAAUAUAGAAUAAUAGAAUUAAUAUAAUGUUGUGAUUUUGGAAGAAUUCGCUAGAUCUAAAAUCUAAUGAGUUCUUUUUAAAUAUUCAUAACAUACAAAUCAUUACUAAUGUUGCUAAAACUGUUGUUGACACCAAGUUUAUAAUGUUAUAUGUUGAAAAAAAUGAAAAAUUCAUAAAGUUAUUCGAAUAUGAUAUAAAUACAAAAAAAUUCUGUUGAAUAUAUCAUAUUUGUAAAAUGUAACACAAAAAACAAGUAACAAUUAGUGCCAAUUCAAUGUUUUGUUAAUUCUGUUUUAAUGAUUAAUACUAGGAAGUGACAUGUUGCAUAAAAUUCAUAGAUGUUAUCAAUCAUAAAAUUAUUAUAUUUAAUGUUAACAUAUGAAUAUCUUUCAAUGAAUUAUUUAUAGAACAAUUUCGGAUAUAUAACAAUUAUAUCUAAUAUAAUAGUCAACAAAAAUAUUAAUUACUCUUUAUUUAUAUAAUUAUAUUAUAGAAAGCUUUUUUUUAAAUUAGAUUUAAAAUUAAUUUGGAUUAAUAGAAUUAUUUAAUACACUAAUUUACACGAAAUUACCAAAUUUAAAUUCGUGCGCUUCUGUACGACUUAUGUUUAAAAAAAAAUGUCUUCUUCAUAUACAUAUAUGUAUUAUAUUUUCAAAAAAAAGGUAUUAAAAAUAAUUAGUCAUCAUAAAUAUUUUAUAGACCAAAACAUGUUAUGUUUUAUAUUCCUCACUGAUAAUUGUAUUGAUACAGAGUUAUAAAAUGCGAUAUAGAAUACUAAAGUAAUGAAGCAUAUAAAGCACAAUAUACAAUAUAAGUACAAAAGCUUACGUAUCUUUUUAAAUGGUCUUUUUUAUAAUGAUAUUUAGUUUAUUGUUUCAGUAGGGACCUUUGUCUUACUGUUAAUGAUUUCAUUUUAAAAAAUAAAUAUUCUAGUAAUUAUUA